UAAAUAAAGCGCUUGAGGGUCCCUCUUGGUGUUGGUAGGGCUCGCAAAGAGAAAAGGGGAUAAGUGGGGCUCUUCUGAUUCUCUAGGAUUUUUUCUCUGAGACUUUCGUUGAAGAUGGAACCGAAUCAAAGGCAGAGCCUUGAAGAAAGCAACGAGCUUGAACAGCACAGCAAUAGCAGUAGCAACGACAACACCACCUCAGCAUCCGACCCAUCAGUGGCGGACCCUCCGGAGAAAAUAUUUCCGUUGACGGCGCCGACGAUGAAAGAAGAGCUGACGGACACAGUGCAAGAACUGGACGAAGGAUCUCUGCCUAUGGGUCUUAUUCAGGUGCCGGUUCCUACGUCGUCGGAGAAACAAGUGGUGGCGGCAAAGAGGUCGUCGAAGGACCGCCACACGAAGGUGGAGGGCCGGGGCCGGAGGAUCCGAAUGCCCGCCACGUGUGCGGCCAGGAUUUUUCAACUGACCCGAGAACUUGGCCACAAGUCCGACGGCGAAACCAUAAGGUGGCUGCUCGAGCACGCCGAGCCUGCUAUUAUGCAAGCCACGGGCACAGGCACAGUCCCCGCCAUUGCCGUCUCCGUCGGUGGCACUCUAAAGAUACCCACAACUUCACCGGCGAGACCCAACGGUGAGAUUACUGAAAUACCCAGAAAGCGACGGAAGAGAGGGUCGAACAGUGAGUUUGUUGAUGUGCAUGAGCAGAGCUCUGUGUCUAGUGGGUUGGCACCAAUGAGCUAUGGCGGCGGUGGCGGUGGCGGUGGGGCACAUGGGUUGGUGCCCAUGUGGCAAGUUGGGGCAACUGGUGCGGCUGGGCCUUUCUUCAUGUUCCCAAACAACGGGGCUAUGAACCCAAACCAGCCCCAGCUUUGGGCUGUUCCAGCUGCGGAUGCUGCAACCCCGAUUUUCAAUUUGCAAGCAAGACCCAUCUCCAAUUUCUUGUCGGCUUUUCAACCAGGUGUUCACGUUGUUGGUGGGGAUGUGCAGUUGCAGGCCUCUUCCGGUUCGAUUUCGAGCGGUGCAACUUCGGGUUCGGGGGGGAGCUGUUCGUCUAGUUUGGGACCCAGUUUGGGCUCAGCCUCAGGAACCAGAGCUAAUAAGAACACCAUUUCUACUGGUAGUGGGACUGGUGCUAGUGCUGCUGCAGCUAGUGCCACAACAACUCAGAUGUUGAGGGAUUUUUCUUUGGAGAUUUAUGAUAAGAGAGAGCUUCAGUUCAUGGGUGCAAAUUCACAAACACCACUCUCUAAGCCUUAGAUUGAGGUUUUUAGUCAACAAAUUUCUAGUGUUAGGGUGUUUUUAGCGUUUUAGGCCUUUUUGUAAUGCACAAAAAAAACUCAUCCUGUUUGGUUUUGUUUCAUCUGGGUUUUACUAAUGCAAGGCCCCUUUUCUUUGCUUC
Prunus dulcis (almond) is the source of this 1399-nucleotide messenger RNA. RefSeq names its product transcription factor TCP19. The record is from RefSeq and is a predicted model, not a curated record. The transcript is spliced from 2 exons. Gene Ontology annotation, molecular function: DNA-binding transcription factor activity; sequence-specific DNA binding. NCBI's taxonomy places the organism in Eukaryota, Viridiplantae, Streptophyta, Magnoliopsida, Rosales, Rosaceae. The coding region runs from base 115 to 1257 and encodes 380 amino acids. Gene Ontology annotation, cellular component: nucleus.